Molecule: messenger RNA, 5203 nt
Organism: Phyllopteryx taeniolatus (common seadragon)
Lineage: Eukaryota; Metazoa; Chordata; Actinopteri; Syngnathiformes; Syngnathidae
Gene: chrm3b
Product: cholinergic receptor, muscarinic 3b
Exons: 6
Coding region: 109-1794 (561 amino acids)
Biological process (GO): adenylate cyclase-inhibiting G protein-coupled acetylcholine receptor signaling pathway; chemical synaptic transmission; regulation of vascular associated smooth muscle contraction
Cellular component (GO): synapse; plasma membrane; dendrite
Molecular function (GO): G protein-coupled acetylcholine receptor activity; G protein-coupled serotonin receptor activity
Source: RefSeq, a predicted model, not a curated record
CACACAACGCGUGAGCAGUCUGAGCAGCCCAGCAAAGCAACAUGCUGCACAAGCAGGGCUGAGUUGCAAGUAGGAUAUCAUACAUGUGCCUGAUGCCUGUUGGUCAUUAUGGAUGAAACUUCAAACUCUGAUCGUGCCUUCAUACCAUCUACUUUUGAUGGCUCUCACCAGGAAGUUGCCAUAUUGUCUGGCAGUGUUGGUGGGUGGAGUACCCAUCAGUUCAAUAGCAGUCAUGCUAUUUGGCAUGGGGAAAACUUCACUGAAUCACCAGAAAAUAGGACAAUUACCCAGCCAACAAUGGACUUUGACCCAUUAGGAGGACAUACAGUCUUGCAGGUUGUAGUAAUUGUCUUCCUCACUGGGUCACUUUCACUUGUUACUAUUCUUGGGAACAUCUUAGUUCUGUUGUCCUUCAAGAUCAAUAAGACGCUGAAGACUGUGAACAACUACUACUUGCUGAGCUUGGCGUUCGCUGACCUGACCAUUGGCACACUAUCAAUGAACUUGUAUACCACCUACAUCAUCAUGGAUCAGUGGGCUCUGGGCCCGGUGAUCUGUGACUUGUGGCUUGCAAUUGACUAUGUAGCCAGUAAUGCUUCAGUCAUGAACCUCCUUGUCAUUAGCUUUGACAGGUAUUUCUCUGUGACCAGGCCUUUGACCUAUCGUGCAAAGCGUACAACCAAGCGAGCCAUGACGAUGAUUUGUUUAGCUUGGUCCAUAUCAUUCAUUCUUUGGGCCCCAGCCAUCCUGUUCUGGCAAUACAUCGUUGGAGAGCGGACAGUGCCGCCUAAUGAAUGCUUCAUCCAGUUUCUGUCUGAGCCCAUUAUUACAUUCUGCACCGCUAUAGCUGCAUUUUACUUGCCGGUUACUAUAAUGACAACCCUGUUUUGGAAGAUCUAUCAGGAGACAGAGAAACGUGUUAAGGAUAUACAGGGUCUUAAGGGCUCUGGUGCAGGAAACAGCCAGACUCAAAAUCACAGGAGUGGCAAUGGUGUGACCAAGAGCAAAACGGAAAAACCAGACACAACUUCAACACAACAAAUGAGUGCCACGAACGACAGGAGCGACGAGCAAAAUCAACUGCCUUCAGACAACACGAAUGACAACUCAAGUAUUCCAAGAGGAAUGGGAAGCAGAGGGAUAUGUGGAGUAUUCCUCUUCCAGUUUUCAUCACAUUUAUGCCAGGGUUUUAAAAGGGCUGAAACCACUGCCACAGCAGAGCAGAGUUGCUGUGACAGUUUAAAUAACAAUGAUCCUUCAGAGGAGGAAGAGGAAGGAAAUGAUGCAGACCAAAUAAAACUUGCGACAGAUGGAAAGAAGACUAAAAGGGCAAAGGACAAGGACAGAAAAUCAUCAGGGUCAACCCAUUCACUACCUGCUGACACAUCCCCUGGAAAUAUCUCCAUAACAGAUGCGGCCAUGGCGAAAAAGUUUGCCUCGAAAGCCAAGACAGAGGCUAACAAGCGCAAGAAUGACAAAAAGGCAAAUGACAAGAAAGCAGCACGAACACUGAGUGCCAUCCUUUUGGCCUUCAUUACGACUUGGUUGCCCUACAAUAUAAUGGUCUUAGUUAACGCCUUCUGCCAAGACUGUAUCCCAGGAACGCUUUGGGCACUGGGCUACUGGUUGUGUUACGUGAAUAGCACAGUCAACCCUAUGUGCUACGCCCUGUGUAACAAGACUUUUCGAACAACGUUCAAAGAUAUCUUAAUGUGCCAGUGGAAUCAAAAUAAAAGCAAGCUUCAAUUUAAUAAGAGGAAUACUGCAGCUUGCCGAAAGAAAGAUCAAAUGUAGACCAGAAGUAUGAUUCAAAUAUUACAAUUUCGAAAUUGUAGUUUGGCAAGACAUGCUUACCCUACUAAAAAACAGACCUGUACUGCGAUCCUCAGAAAUUCCGAUACUCUUCCCAAAGACAGAGGUUUUCCCACAAAAUUGGGAAAAAGAUUUAACAUACUGUAAAACUAUUAACUCUUAAAAUGGCAAUGCUGACAUUGAUUCAGAUUUAAAGCAAUGUCCAAUUAAUAUUUCAACAAAUGACAAUAUUUAUGUAUAUAUAUUUUGUUUCGAUUUUUAUUCUUUUUAGGGCAUGAAGAAAGACAAACAUUCAUAUUUUUUUUACCAUAAACGAGUACAAACAAUAGAAGAAUGUGCUAAAUUUUGUUUUAUGAUAAACCUAUUAACAACUAUUUCUUUUUAUGUUUUAAAACAUAUUGUAGCACACUUUCACACAUUUUAACAUUGUAAGGGCCUAUUUUUUUUUUGUCCUGAAUAAUAAUCAUAAAAAUAAACAGCGCCCAACCACGAAGCUUUCCACUAAGCUAACAUCUUCAAAAGGUUUGUGAGGGUGCAGGACUGGAAUUGCAGCAACAACGACCAACCUAUGAACAUCUGCAUCAUCGAACAGUCUGUUUCUCUGAAUAUUUCUUUUCAAAUCAACCUUUUUAUAUGCUAAAUUCAUCAAUCCUAGGCUGGUUGAAAGCAAACAAAGCAUCCAGGGCAUAAUGGCAUACACUGCAUCCCGGCGUCUGUUUGCAUUUUUGACUUCAUGAGACGGGACCAGUGACUCCCUGUGCCGAAUCUGCCGAGAGAAAUCUCAAGUACUUUAUGUACUUGACUUACACCAUCUCAUCAAUUAACUUACCAGGAAACCGAUACGUAAAGAAAUUGACUAGUCUUCUUCCCUCAGCAUUCAUUUUACAGUUUCCUAGAAAAGGAAGCAAAUCUCGUGACUGUAUAAAAAAGACACAGGUCAAUUAGGAUUACCGAAAUUAUUUCUACUCUAUAAUUAGACAAUACAGUCUUGGCUAAAAACUUUUUAGCCAUGACUGUAUGUCUCGGUUGUUCUCAGCUACUCAUCAUCACUGGAUUUCCUGAGGUCCCUUGAGGUCUAGAACAUAUGCCCAAAUAACAGUGUUGCCAACAUAAACUGCAAAUAUUCGGCACAAGUAUAUUCGAUUUGAAAUAACUAACCUAUAACAGUUUUAAAAAUGCACCCACUUACAAGCCUAGAUAGUCAUAACCAUAAGUAAAAACACCACAUGACUUACACUGGAAAUAUACUAACCAAUGACAUGACAUCCAGAGUACUGGACAUGUGUAAUUCCAAUUUACUAGUUCUUUGAAAUAUUUUUUUCACAACAAAAAGAAGAAUAUUGUUCCUUAGAUGUUUCUGCAUAUCGGCAUAUCAUUUUUAUUUUAUUUUUUUACCUCUCUGGUUCUCCUCCAGUAAAAAGACUGGCAGGAUAUUCCAGCAGUGGUCAACAAGUGUGGCAGUUUGUCAACCAUCUUGGAUUCAGAGGAAGUGUUCUUGUGGUAACAACAACUAACCACUGAAUAGAUUUCAGUGGAGGGGAGCAGUGAAGAGCAUUAUAACCCCUGAUAUGCAAUUCCACCAUAGAAACCAUGGCAUUUAGAAGAAAAUGGUUCUUAUAACAAAUGAAGGGGGGCACCAAAUAAAAUCUCGCCAAUGCUUACACAGCAACAGCCUCGGAAGAACUAGGCAAUUUAAUGAUGAUAUCAUCUUUGAAAACGUUCAGAUACAGACAUUUGUCACACUUUUUGAUCAUAGGUCAAAUUAAUAGAGGAAAAUGAUUGCUGUUUCCAAGAUAGAUAGAUAGCUAUCGAUGCUAUUCUCCAAAUGACAUUUUUCUUUGAAAGUAAAAUGACUAAGGCAGCACCCAGUUGUAUAGGUUAGCACAUCUUUCUCACAGUUAAGAGGUCACGGGUUCAGGUUUAAACUCAGGCCCUCCUUUGUGGAGUUUUGCAUUUUCUCCUCAGGCUUGCGUAGGUUUUCUUCAGAUACUCCCCAAACGUUUUGACAAGGCAUGAUUUUAAAGUACCCUACAAAAAAAUCAGACCUGUACUUUGAUGCUUACAAAUUCCUACACACUUAUUAAACACCCCAUCAUUAUUCAUUGAACUAAUUUAAGCUUUGUAAACGGAUUUCUGACAUCAGAAUUAUGCACAAAGGGCCUGAUUUAAGGUUUGCACAUGCAGAUUGAUGUUGAUUGCUCACACAAACAGAUGUGGAGGCUGAUCUACAAACUCGCCGUACCCAGUCUGCCAAAAGGGCAAGAUUACAGUGUUCAUUUUGCGCUGCAUAAAAUAAUUUGGUGCAUAAUACCACAUGCAUGAAUGCUCCUGAGCAUUCACACAAUAAAUGUCCUGUCCUGUCCUGUUCUACCCUGUCCUAUUCGCUACUUAUUUUGCUUUCCUCACCAGUACCCAUACUGUAUACACUAUAGAUAUAAUCCAACUUCUAUAUUAUUGUAGUCAUAUACUACAAUUGUUUUGCUGUUGUUUUAUUUUGUUGUCAUUGUUUUUGUUCCGUUCUCUGGUUUCCCUCUGUUUGUCCACUCUCAAACCUUUUACUGUUUAUUGACUGGUUUUUCAAUAAAUAUCUAACUCAAUACAAAGUGCAACAGAGGAAGUCUAUCAAACUUCAAAAUGGUUCUGGCAUGUUACAGCAUACAGAUCCAUCAUAGCGCAUGUCUAAGCAACUGACAGGACAAGUUAAAUUACUUUUUUAGAUAUAUACAAUUUUGUAUUCACUACUGUAUAACAUACAAUCAAUGUUAUCCGGAAAAAGGACCAACUUCAACUUUAUCAACAAAAGACCAUUUUUCUUUCAAACAUCUGACCAUAAUUAUGAAAUAUUAUCUAUCUGGUUAUCUCAUUUGUGGUGCCUUGACAUACAAGUUGAAUUUGUUCCGUGACAACGCUCGUAUCUCUAAACUCUUGUAACUCAAAUCAUCUUUCUCCAUUGAAAUGAAUGGAAUUGCCAUAAAUAUGCUCCUUCUGGUGUGCAUGCGUUGGCCAACAGGGGGCAGUUAUACAGUCAGACGGAUUUACAUGAAGCUGCAGUAAAACAUAUAUAUAUAUGACCCAUUCCCAUGUAUUUUUUGUACAUUCAGUACAUACAAAAAUGUGCAAAUGGCAAUUUAUUUACAAUUCCUGAGUGAUUUUAACAAGCAAUGUUUACCCUACCCUACCCUGUUCAUUUUUUAAAUACAUUUUAGUGUUUUGUUGUUGUUUGUUCUCUUAAAUGGACACACAGAUGAGUGUUUUGUGAUGAUGUGAUGAUGAUAAUAUUUCAUGGAACUUGCAACACUCAUUUGUAUGAUGUAGUCUACAGGAAGAAACGAUUGUGUGUGUCAAAUCACAAGUCCAAUUUAAGGUGAAUAAACCAAACCAUUGAGACACU